GAUUAGAGGUUUUACACCUAGAUGACAACCACUUCUCUGGAACUGUGUCAAAUGUUAUUGCUAGGAGCUUUUCCACGAUCAAGUUGGACAUUAGCAACAACCAUAUCUCAGAUCUACUAACAUUGGAUAUGAGGGAUAAUCUUGUGUCUGGUACAAUCCCCAACUCAUUCCAUGCGCUCUCCAACUUGAGCGUUCUUCUAUUGGGGUCGAAUCAAUUGAAUGGCUCCAUUCCCAACCACAUAUGUAACUUGAACAAAGUCUCCCUGAUGGACCUGUCCCACAACAAAUUCUCAGGGAUUAUUCCUCAUUGCAUCAAUAAGAUCUCUUUCAGGAAAUUUGGUAGAGACAUACAACGAUCCAACUUGCUUACCUUCGGUGCAUGGGGAAAGCAUCCAAUGUAUAUAAAUGAGAAUUUCUUAGCCCUUACCAACAAAUGA
Molecule: messenger RNA, 437 nt
Organism: Olea europaea var. sylvestris
Lineage: Eukaryota; Viridiplantae; Streptophyta; Magnoliopsida; Lamiales; Oleaceae
Product: LRR receptor-like serine/threonine-protein kinase RCH1
Exons: 2
Molecular function (GO): protein binding
Source: RefSeq, a predicted model, not a curated record